Penicillium mononematosum is the source of this 4458-nucleotide messenger RNA. RefSeq lists its product as uncharacterized. Gene Ontology annotation, molecular function: ABC-type transporter activity; ATP hydrolysis activity; ATP binding. Lineage: Eukaryota; Fungi; Ascomycota; Eurotiomycetes; Eurotiales; Aspergillaceae. Bases 1 to 4458 code for a protein of 1485 amino acids. Gene Ontology annotation, biological process: transmembrane transport. The record is from RefSeq and is a predicted model, not a curated record. The transcript is spliced from 14 exons. Gene Ontology annotation, cellular component: membrane.
AUGGCAUCAACCCCGGCCACGGGUGCAUGUGGCGACAGCCAGUUUGGUCCCAUCGUUUCCACAGCGGACUGUCGUGGGGGCUUCGACUUCACGGUGGCUUUCGAGUCCGCAAUUUUGAACGUCUUACCAGCGGCUUGCUUUCUCUUGCCCGCAUCUUUUCGUUUGUUCCAGUUGUCUAGGCAGUCACCCAAAGUGCUCUCUUCCGCAUUCCGCGUGGUAACACUCGUGAGUACUCCUCCUUCCCGCUGGCGUUCCUACGAGAAGCACAAACCUCUAAGCGUUACUAUCGUUCAGGCUAUAUCUGUAACUUUUGCAGCCAUUCAGGUUGGACUCUUGGCAGUUGUUGCGACCCAGCACCUGGCUGGAGGACCUAUAUUACUUGCGAGUGCCAUUUUCGAUCUUGUAUCGGCACUGGUUAUUAUAAUCCUUGUUGACCUGGAGCAUUUCCGGUCCAUCCGGCCCUCAUUUCUUGCCUCCGCCUACUUGUUUGUCACGCUGCUUUUAGAUCUUGCGCGCGUGCGCACGGCUUGGCUGCUACCUGACUACCAGGCAUACUCAGCUUGCCUCUCUGCAUCUCUAGCCACCAAACUACUUCUCUUGGUAGUGACCAAUACUGAAAAACGGAAAUGGUUUGUACACACUGAAAAGGACCACUCUAUUGAAAGUGUGAGUGGACCGUUCAGUCGAGGGUUAUUUACUUGGUUGAAUGGCCUGCUGUGGAAAGGGCACUCCGUGUUACUGACUGGAGACGCCCUGCCUACUGUUCACAGAAAGCUUUUAUCUUCAGAAUUGUCCAUUCGAUUCGCAGAUUCGUGGGCUCGCUGUAUACAGGAUGGACAGAAUGCGUUGCUCUUGGCGGUGAUCAAGUGUCUGCGAUGGGAAAUUGCGACGAUCGCCUUCCCACGGCUAUGCGUAGUGGGAUUUGGUAUUGCGCAGCCAUUUCUGAUUGGCAAAGUUGUCACUAUCUUGCAGCAGACCGGGCCGUUAUCGCAGGACAUAGGCUACGGCUUGAUUGCAGCAACUGCAAUUGUCUUUACCGGGAUUGCUGUCUCUAGAGCCUGUUAUGAGCAUCUGGGAUACCGGGCCACAACUAUGCUUCGUGGUGGUCUGAUGGCUCUUGUCUUCCAGCAUAUGAUGGAUCUACCACUGGGAAGCACCGACGAAUCUAGUGCUAUGGCCCUACUAGGCUCUGAUAUAGAGAUGCUUGCUGAAUAUUUCUAUUCAGUGGUUUGCGAAACUUGGGCUAACGUGCUACAAUUGGCACUAGCUACAUGGUUGCUACAAACCCAAGUCGGUGCUGUCUGUAUCGCUCCAAUUUUGGUGGUGAUCAUCUUCACAGCUUCUUCGUUUGCCAUGGGUAAUGCUGUUUCCGCUCGGCAAAAGAAUUGGCUUCGGGCUACGGAGAAGCGUAUCAACUUCACGACUGCCAUCCUGGGCUCUAUUCGUAACGUCAAAGUUCUCGGAUUGACCGAAGUAAUGAGCUCUAUGAUCGAAAAAUUACGCACGGAAGAGCUUGAGAUUUCUAAGAAAUUCCGCCAACUCCAGUCAAUCCGCGUAUGCAUGGUCAAUUCUCCUAUAAUUGUUGGACAACUCGUGACUCUCGCUGCCUAUGCGAUACUAGCAUUGCUACAGGGCUCGGGAGGUCUUGCUGUCAACAAAGCCGUCACAUCAUUGUCGCUCAUAAGCUUGAUGAUUAUGCCGCUAAGUUAUCUAUUGAUGGCGAUUCCCGACACGUAUGCAUCAUUAGGUUGCCUGAAUAGGAUACAAGAAUUUCUUAUGAAUCCGAGCCGUCUUGAUAAGAGACAGCUCCUUCAGCCGGUAUCGACUCACUCUCUUGCAACCGGUAACAUUUCCGGUAUCGAGCUAUGCCCGCUUCCACAAAGUCUACCCACGCAGAAAGAAGUCGUCCUUUCUCUACAAAAUGUACGAUUUGGCUGGAAAUCUCCCUCUCCGUCAGAGACACCCGGUAUCACACUUAAGCUUGAAUCCUCUCCCAUUGGUACUGUCAUUAUCCUUGUUGGCCCAGUAGGUUGCGGUAAAUCCACCUUCCUGAAGGGCCUCGCAGGUGAAACGCCCUUGUUGGAGGGUGAGCUUUUCAUCAAGUACCCGGAUGUGGGAUUCUGUGAUGAAACGCCGUGGCUAUCCAAUGCAUCGGUACGGAAUAAUAUUGUGGGUGAAGACCAAUCUACGUUUGAUUCGGACUGGUAUCGCACCGUUGUGAGCGCAUGUGCGCUCGAUCUGGAUCUCAAGAAGAUGGCGGCAGGUGACAAGACAUCCGUGGGUAGUAAAGGGUCUAAACUGAGCGGAGGCCAGAGACAAAGGAUUGCUAUCGCGCGAGCCGUUUAUGCUCGCAAACGCAUCGCUUGCUUCGACGAUGUUCUUAGUGGCCUUGACAAUUCAACCGCCCGACAUGUCUUCAACAAUGUCUUUGGUCCGGCCGGACUGUUACGUCGACUGGGAUGUACAGUGUUCUUAUCAACCCCCACCAUCCAUCAUUUGCCCCAAGCUGAUCUGAUCAUGGUUCUCGGGGCGAAUGGCCAAGUCGUCAAGCAGGGCAGCUAUGCCGAACUUCGAGAAAACGCGGACGACCUCACUGAUAUGCAUGGAAUCAAACACACGCAAACAGAUGAAGCAGAGAAAACUGAUGAGCUAGCGAAGCCUUCUAAUCACACUACAGACUCUAUUAGCCCUCCUUCCACAGAUGCCCAUCGGCAGACAGCCGACCUCGCCGUAUACAAGUAUUAUUUCUCUGCGCUGGGUUGGUCCCGAAUUGCUGCCUUGCUUCCCCUCAUGAUUACCGAAGCCAGUAUAAGCGCAUUCCGCUACGUAUGGGUCGACCUCUGGGCCUCCAGUAGCGACAACGCUACAGCUUCACGCCUAGGCUAUUGGCUUGGACUGUAUGGAGCAUUCUCUGUUAUUCAAGCGCUUUCCCUGGCACUUGCCGUAUUCUGGACCUGGGUGAUUAUCGUCCCCGCGGCGUCUAAAAAUCUUCAUUCCAUUGUGUUGCACGCUUGCAUGGGUGCCCCAUUGUCCUUCUUGUCGAAUGUCGAUACUGGAGUCCUAGUAACCCGCUUUAGCCAGGAUAUGAGGCUGGUUGACAUGAUUCUACCUCGGGGUUUUAUAUCCACGGGAUUCCUGUUUUUCGGAGCCAUUGCCCAAGGCGCCACUGCUAUUGCAUCGCUGCCCUACUUGGCAGCAGCUCUGCCGCUUCUCCUUGGAGUCCUAAUUUUGAUCCAGCGGUUUUACCUCAAAACAUCUCGUCAACUGCGGCUGUUGGAAAUCGAACUAAAGACUCCUCUUUACACCCACUUCAUCGAGUCACUAGCAGGAAUCGCCACUAUCCGUGCCUUUUCCUGGACCCGCGCCGCCACGUCUCGAAUGAUCUCCAUGCUGGACACCGCCCAAAGGCCCUACUACCUUCUCUUAUGCAUUCAACGCUGGCUGAGUCUCGUACUAAAUCUGAUUGUAGCCGCUAUAACAGUGCUUCUUGUUGGAAUCUCUUUCGCUCUCCGCACUCGUGUUGACUCGGGCCUUUUGGGUAUUGGCCUUGUCAUGAUGAUGGACCUGGGACUCGUUCUAUCGGAACUGAUUCAGAAUUGGACGUUGCUUGAAACGUCACUAGGGGCCAUUUCACGUAUCAAGGACUUUGCCGAAGAAACCCCCGACGAAGAGAGCAACACGGCCAUUCAGGCUCAGAACGAACUCCCUGAAUGGCCGACCAAAGGCGAGAUUGCAUUUGUGGAUGCGAGUAUUUCUUGGAAUUCCUCCGAGACGAAGCCUUUGCUCAACAGCAUUAAUCUGCGGAUCUCUGCCGGGAAGAUGUUUGGUCUUUGUGGCAGAACAGGAAGUGGCAAAAGUACACUGGCACUAUCACUCCUCCGUCUCAACGAGAUUAAUUCGGGCCAAAUCUUCAUCGAUGAACAAGAUAUUUCCCUUAUUUCCCGAUCAACAAUCCGACAGCGUAUAAGCUGUCUCAGCCAAGAGCCGUUCCUUUUCCCCGGCACCGUUCGACAGAAUGCCGAUCCACUGAACGUCGUUUCGAGCACGCAAAUAAUUGCCGCACUGCAAUCUGUUGGAGUUUGGGACUCUCUUGCGGCAAGCCCUGGUAUCAUGGAUGAAGAGAUUCUGGAUUCAAUUCUAGAUGACACCAUUUUAUCGCAGGGUCAGAAACAGCUAUUCUGUCUUGCCAGAGCACUGCUGAAAAAGAGCAGAAUCCUGAUUUUGGAUGAGCCAACAAGCAGUCUGGACCCGGAAACAGAUGCUAAAGUGCAAAGGGUCAUACGGGAGUCAUUCCAUGACUGCACCGUGAUCAUGGUGGCACAUAGAAUCCACAGUCUGCUUGACUUUGACCAAGUUGCUGUCUUGGCUAGUGGUCAACUGAUCGAAGUGGGACAUCCAAGGGAGUUACUGAAGAAGACGGAUGGGGAAUUUGCAAAGUUGCUGGAUCUGGAGUCAUAA